AUGAAGCUUCCCUCGCUCACCCUGGCCGCCACCCUGGCCGUGCUUGCCGCCGCCUCUCCCUUGACCACCUCCGCCCAUGGUGCCUGUGCCAAAGCCACCCCGUCCCCGAGCCCGUCCUAUCUGCCGAGUCUCCAUGCCCGCCAGAACACCACCGGAAGCCCGUGCUCGGUCCUCAGCUCCGUCGUCAACAAUGGCCAGGUUUCGGCCGCCACUCCCACCGUUCCGGCUGCUCUUGCCUACGACUGCCUCAUGAGCGCCCCGCUCAACAAACCCGCCGCCAUUGAGCUCCUCGACAGCAUGAAGCCCUACCUUGACUGGCAGAGCACCCAGGCCUAUCUCAAGAACCCGCCCGCCGAGUAUGCCGAGAAGGUGCAGCCUUCCGUCGACCUCAUGCAGGGUCUCGACGAUCUCGCUGCCGACGUCAAUGCCGACAAGUUCGUCGGCGAGUACGAGUUCGGUUGGGCCCUCUACAACCUCAUCCUGUCCGCUCACGACGGUCACCUGGUUUACGUCCCUGACUCGGUCGGCGCCAUCGUCACGUGGGGAAGGCCCAUCUCUCUCGUUUCCAUCUCCGAGGACGGCCAGAAGCUUCCUGUUCCCUUCGUUUACCAGGACAUCUUGGCCGCUUCGUUGCCCAACUCUACCUACACGCCCUCGGCUGUUUUGAAGAUCGACGACGAAGAUGCCGCCACUUAUCUCAAGAAGAUAGGCCAGUACGGAUCGCUCCAGGACCCCGAUGCUCUGUUCAACAACUUGAUGUACAGCUUGCCCCAGAUCCAGCUCGGCUCCACUGGCGCCAGCACCGGCAUGUUCUCUGGAGGUGGUCGUGGUCGCUGGGUCUACCCUGGUCCCACGACCAAGCUUGACUUCGCCAACGGUACCUCCCAAACUUUUGAGAACUUUGCUCGUGUCCUGGUCUCAUUCCGCAACGUCGAGAACGGCACCGCUCUGGGAGAGCGCUACUUCCUCUACGACUCUGGAGCUACUGCUCACGCCAUGGCCAUGGCCGCUGAUGCCAAGGACAAGUCCCGCAUCCAGGCUGCGAACAUGAACGUUGACGAGCCCCAGGACGACACCUCCGUCAACCAGAUGAAUGUGCAUGUUGCCGCAGCUGCCGAUGCAGCCGCCACGACCACUCGGGCGGUGACGCGCGCAACGCCUGCUCCUGGCUUCCCUACCCCGGUCAUCUUCCAGAAGAACAACCUCAUCGCCGGUUACUACCUCGAGGGUGAAGGUUACGAGGACAUUGCUGUUCUCUCCGUUCCUUCGUUCGUCAGUUCCAGCUACGCCGAACUCGACUUCCAGCGCAUCGGCACUGCGUUCAUCCUCGGCGCCAAGGCUGCUGGCAAGACAAAGCUCAUCAUUGACCUGAGUGCCAACGGAGGCGGAACCAUCCUGCAGGGCUACGACAUGUUCAAGCAACUGUUCCCGUCCAUUCUGCCGUACGGCGGCACCCGCUUCAGGGCUCACGAGACGCUCGACCUGCUUGGCCAGAAGUUCUCGUACCUCUCUGAAGGCUUCCCCCGUGAGCCUGAGAUCGUGCAGGAGAACUACACCAUGGCCGACAUUGUCUCCAGCGUUUUCAACUACCGCACCGACGCUGAUGUGGACUACAAGCCCUUCACCUCUUGGGCUGAGAAGUAUGGCCCACAUGCGAACGAAUACGACAACUUCACCUCCAUCAUCCGCUGGAACAUGUCGGACCCGCUCAACGUUCUGAACAGCGGAGGCAUUGAGGUCAGCGGCUACGGCAACCGCAGCAACUUCACCGAUCAGCCUUUUGAGUCGACCAACAUGGUCCUCCUCUACGACGGCUACUGUGCAUCAACCUGUGCCAUCUUCUCGGAGCUGAUGCGCCAGCAAGGCAACGUUUCUUCCAUCGUGGUUGGCGGUCGCCCGCAAUAUGCUGCUCAACAGGCUGUUGGUGGCGUCAAGGGCUUCAACAACUUCAACUGGGCCGCCAUCCAGCAGUGGGUCUAUGAGGCCUAUCAGUACGCCAGCCCCGAGGAGCAGACCAAGUACAACGCGACGUACCAGGCCAACUACACCAGCUAUGUUCCCUUCAACCGUGCGGCCACUGAUCCCAACGUCAACGUUCGCGACGGCCUCCGCCAAGGUGACGACACGGGUACUCCGCUUCAAUUCACCUAUGAGACGGCCGAUUGCCGCAUGUUCUACACUGCGGAGAUGACACUUGACAUCACGGCGGUUUGGAAGGCGGCUGCUGACAGCAAAUGGGGUGACGUCAGUCGCUGCGUGUCUGAUGCUCCGAGCUCCAAGAGGAGCGACCAGCUCACCAAGAGAGCCAUGGUGCCACGCAUGGCCAAGCGUGAUACCUCGUUGGAGGACAGCCUGAAGCUUUUCACUGACGUGACUGCUGUCCGUUUUGACGGCGAUGCUUUCAUGGCACCUUGA
Messenger RNA from Diplodia corticola, 2415 nucleotides. RefSeq names its product peptidase s41 family protein. Gene Ontology annotation, molecular function: serine-type peptidase activity. NCBI's taxonomy places the organism in Eukaryota, Fungi, Ascomycota, Dothideomycetes, Botryosphaeriales, Botryosphaeriaceae. The coding region runs from base 1 to 2415 and encodes 804 amino acids. The record is from RefSeq and is a predicted model, not a curated record. Gene Ontology annotation, biological process: proteolysis. The transcript has a single exon.